UGGGGGCGGAGCGGAGCGCCGGGCGGAGGUGAGGGCGGAGGGGGGGGCGCGUCAUGUCCAAGCACGUGUUUCUCACGGGACCCCCAGGGGUUGGAAAGACUACUUUGAUCCAGAAAGUCACUGAAGCUCUGAAAUCCUCUGGCAUUCCCAUUGAUGGAUUUUACACACAGGAAGUUAGAGAAGGUGGAAGGAGAACAGGAUUUGAUGUUGUCACUCUGUCUGGAAACCGAGGACCUUUAUCUAGAGUCAGUUCUGAUUCUUCUGCUUCAAGACGGGAAUACCGGGUUGGACAGUAUGUUGUAGACCUUGUUUCAUUUGAGCAGUUGGUUCUACCUAUGCUGAGAAAUGUAAACCAUGGUGGUGACAAAGAGAAAAGAAUUUGUGUCAUAGAUGAGAUUGGUAAAAUGGAGCUCUUCAGCCAGGCUUUUAUUCAAGCUGUUCGUCAAACGCUGGCUGGCUCAGGAACCGUGGUGCUUGGAACUAUUCCAAUACCUAAGGGAAAGCCACUGGAUCUUGUUGAAGAAAUAAGAAGUAGGAAAGAUGUUAAAGUGUUCAAUGUUAGUAAGGAAAACAGAAACAGCAUUUUGCAAGACAUCUUGGCAGCUGUAGAAUCCUGCAGAAAAUGAAGACCUCUUCUGUCCUGUAAACACUAAAGCUUUCAUUUCAACAAAACAUUACAACAUUUCAUGGAUGGUUUAGAGUCUGUCCUUCCUGCUUUUGCCCCCUCAAAGCUUUACUGGAGCCUUCAGCGUAAGCAGGGUAAAGCUGGUAAUACUAAAAUGGGAUGGCAGGAUUGUAAUUUAUUCAGUUCACUGAAUUGGAAAAAAAUGAACAGAUGUGUAGCUAACAUCCAGUUUUAAUCUGGGUGUUUGGAAGUUAGAUGGUCAACUCUGAUCCGAGUUACCUCAUGUGAAAACAACUAACUGUAAAAUCUGCUUGAUAUCUUAGUCUUUCUGAGCAUGUUCAGAUCAAUUCAAUAUCUGCCUACAGAUUAAUUCAAUAUCUGCAACGUAGCCCUGGUGCAACAGAACAGAACCCUGUCCAAAACGUAGAUGAGUCCUGCCUGGUUUAUGCAGGAGUGUAGCUGUUGGUGACCCAGCUUAGGUGUAUUCAGGUGUGUUUUAGCACGGGUGCUGACAAAUCAGCAGGUAGAGGGAAUAAGCAGUUGUGCUCUCUCCUCCUACCCCCAGGCAGCCCUGUCUGCAGUUGCAGUAUAAUCAGGGUUAUCCAGAGUUUCAAGGAAACUUCCUGUAGUCACAAGUGACAUUUACAGAAUUCUGGUUUUGGAGGGAAAAUAGCCAAAUCUACCCUCUCUUACUAAUUGAUAAGAGGACUGCAUUUUGUAUUAAUUUUCAGUUUUCUGGUGGUAAUUCUGUCCCACACCCCCUUACAAAUAAUAUAUAAAAAAAUCUUCAAGUCCAUGAAGUUAAUAAAAUCUUGUGUUUUUCAUGCUGA
Passer montanus (Eurasian tree sparrow) is the source of this 1455-nucleotide messenger RNA. RefSeq names its product nucleoside-triphosphatase, cancer-related (gene NTPCR). The record is from RefSeq and is a predicted model, not a curated record. Gene Ontology annotation, molecular function: ATP hydrolysis activity. Lineage: Eukaryota; Metazoa; Chordata; Aves; Passeriformes; Passeridae. The transcript is spliced from 5 exons. Bases 54 to 626 code for a protein of 190 amino acids.